UUGACCUGGUGGCAUUACAUCAUCGUGUUACGGCUCAGUCGAAAGGCCGUCUAUCAUAAAGUCUGCUGUUGAAAGGAAGACCAUGGCGGACUCUAGCAAUGCUGGGGGAGAUGUCUCAGUGAGAGAUGUUGGUAGAGCUAGGGACGGAGAAGCCAGUGAAGGGGCUAUUAGAGGAGGAGUUGGUGGACAACCGAAAGCUGCAAGAGAGAAAAGAGAAGAAGGAGCUCAUGUGUCGUACGUGGGUCAGGACGUGGAGGCUAUCCCUCCAGAGGUGGUGGAGAGGUACAAGAGCACAGCCAGGAGACUGGACCUGUCGUACAACAAACUCAAGUCUGUGGUGGGGAUUGAGCAGUUCAGCUGUCUGGAGGAGCUGGUCCUGGACAACAAUGAGCUGACAGACUCCUCCCUUGCCCUCCCCCUCCUCCCUCGACUUCACACCCUCACUCUCAACAAGAACCAGAUCAGAGAUAUCGACAGAUUACUUGCCACACUGACCAAAGCCUGUCCCAACCUCAAAUACCUCAGUCUCCUUGGCAACCAGGCAUGUCCUAACGAGCUUCUGGGGUCAGGACAUGACGAUGAAGACUAUCAGAGAUACAGAUACUUUGUUAUCCACAAGUUGCCUGGUCUGACAUUCCUGGACUCCAGAGCUGUCAGCGGAGGUGAGAGGAAGGAGGCCAAGAGGGUCGGUGCUUUCAUGAGAGUUGUACGCCCACCAGAUGAGACUUUUUCAGAGGCCAGUAAAGUGUCUAAAGAGACUUCUUCAGGGCAGGAAUAUACACCACUGCCUGCCAGCACUGAUACCAGUGGAAACCACAGAGGUGUGUUUGGACAGUGCAAGUAUGUCUACUAUGGCAAACACUCAGAGGGCAACAGGUUUAUUCGGAACAACCAGUUGUGACUCCACACACCUUACACUAUCAUUAUUCUAUGCACGAUGUAUAGAACUUACACCGAAGUAUAAUACAACCUUGCAUUCUUAUGUUGCGUGGUAAUGUGAGUUGAAAAAAUGGAGUGUUUUACCCAUGAGCUGUGUUGAAACCGUUGGCGUGUGAAAUUUACGUUAUGUCUUCAACUGUGUAUAAUUAUCACAGUACAUAGCAUGACUCAGUAAAGUUCCAGUUACACUUCAAAGACAUGGGAAAACAUUCAUUGGUAAAGGAAUCUCCUGGGGAACUCUGUUCACAAACGUUUGGG
Messenger RNA from Geodia barretti, 1197 nucleotides. The record is from the annotation of a GenBank genome assembly. NCBI's taxonomy places the organism in Eukaryota, Metazoa, Porifera, Demospongiae, Tetractinellida, Geodiidae.